This is a messenger RNA of Fonsecaea monophora, 1548 nucleotides long. RefSeq lists its product as hypothetical. Gene Ontology annotation, cellular component: plasma membrane. Gene Ontology annotation, molecular function: dipeptide transmembrane transporter activity; allantoate transmembrane transporter activity. The record is from RefSeq and is a predicted model, not a curated record. The coding region runs from base 1 to 1548 and encodes 515 amino acids. The transcript is spliced from 4 exons. Gene Ontology annotation, biological process: transmembrane transport; tripeptide transport; allantoate transport. Lineage: Eukaryota; Fungi; Ascomycota; Eurotiomycetes; Chaetothyriales; Herpotrichiellaceae.
AUGGCCGCCAACGAAGCUUCGAUUGAAGCGGACAAGAUCACUGCCGUCCAGUCUAGUCCUGCUUCGGUCGCCAGUUCUCCAACCAAUUCCGCCGACCUCGACGACGUCUACCAUCUGUACAAGCGCAGUGAUGAUCAAGAAAUCGACCCGGCCGAAUCCAAAAGGGUGCUGCGAAAGCUUGACGUGCGAUUAGUCCCUAUCUUGUUUCUCAUCUACUUGCUGCAGUAUCUCGACAAAAAUGGCAUCAACUAUGCCAGUGUGUACGGUUUGCAAAAGGGCACGAAUCUGCACGGCCAAGAUUACUCCUGGUUAGGCUCCAUCUUCUACUUCGGUUAUCUGUGGGCGCAGUAUCCGGCAGGGUAUCUCUUACAAAGACUUCCAGUCGGAAAAGUGAUUGGGGCCACCACAAUCGCCUGGGGUAUCAUCCUGAUCACAACGCCGGCAUGUUCCAGUUUUGCCGGAAUCGCUGUCAACCGUUUUCUGCUAGGCACGUUUGAGGCAGUGGUGAACCCCGGGUUCAUUCUCAUUAUGAGUAUCUGGUACACAUCGCUGGAGCAACCCUUGAGACUGGAGGCCUAUUAUUGCACAAAUGGCAUUGCAACCAUGUUUGGCGGCUUGAUCGGCUAUGCUGUUGGUCAUAUUACAACCGGGCUACCACGCUGGAUGUACGUCUUUAUUAUAUUCGGCAGCAUCAGUAUCGCGCUGGGCAUCCUCGCCCUCAUCAUGCUCCCGGAUCUUCCGUCGACUGCCAAAUUCCUGACCGAGGCCGAGAAAGUGAUUGCCGCGAAGCGUGUCUCCGCCAACCGACAGGGGAUCAAGAACCGCCAUUUCAAGUCGUACCAGAUGUGGCAGACGUUCAGAGACCCCAAGACGUGGAUCUUGUUCGUCAUGGCCGUCGGCGCGCAGGUCCCGAACUCGGCAAUCACUCAAUUCACGUCGCUGGUAAUCAAGUCGUUCAAUGUCGACACUUUGGGGACGCAGUACCUUCAGAUCCCCGGCGGCGCGGUCCAGUUCCUCGCCCUCCUCGGCGGAGGCAUCAUCUGCUCCAAGUGGCCGAAUCUCAGAUGCAUCACCAUGAUCGUGGCCAACACGAUUUGCAUCGUGGGGUCUUCGCUACUCGUUGGGUUGCCCGACAGCAACAAAUGGGGCCGGAUGGUCGGGCUGUGGUUGUGUUUUUUCCAAGGCCUGGGCUUCAGCAUGAGUUUGACCAUGGUCAGCUCCAACAUCGCCGGGUAUACGAAGAAGCAACUCACAGCCGCGAUCCUUUUCACCGGCUACUGCGUCGGCAACAUUAUCGGGCCGCAAACCUUCAAGUCGAGCGAGGCGCCGCGAUACCAUUCCGCCUACGUGGCCAUGCUGGUCGGGUACACGAUCAAGCUGGUGGCAAUCGUCGUCUUGUACAUCUACAUGUUCCUCGAGAACAAGAGACGGGACCGCGAGGCCGCCGCGUCGGGCGUGGUGGAGGUGGACGAGGAGAAAGAGGCCAUUGAAAUGGGCAUGCACGACGUCACGGAGCUGGAUAACAAGGGCUUCAGAUAUACCCUCUAA